Molecule: messenger RNA, 11438 nt
Organism: Zeugodacus cucurbitae (melon fly)
Lineage: Eukaryota; Metazoa; Arthropoda; Insecta; Diptera; Tephritidae
Gene: Abl
Product: tyrosine-protein kinase Abl
Exons: 9
Coding region: 1120-6498 (1792 amino acids)
Biological process (GO): protein phosphorylation
Molecular function (GO): protein binding; non-membrane spanning protein tyrosine kinase activity; ATP binding
Source: RefSeq, a predicted model, not a curated record
GACAAAGUGAAAUUGGAAAAUUGUCCCAAACGACGAAGAACGACGAGUUGAUGCAGACGAUUUUUACAAUCGCUGCAUAUUUAAUUUUUGUGAAAUCUCAAUUAAACAUUAUUAAUUCAAUUGGAAUUGGAAUAAAAGUGAGUAACUUUAUUUGCUACAAAAAGCGCGUUUUUCUCGGAUUGUGCGGGAUUGUUUAAAAAGUUUUGUACACAAAUGAUUUUGUUGAGCUUUACAAACGUAAAAGAUAAAAAACCAACAGUGAAAUGAAAAUAAUAUUACAAAAAAAUUAUAAUUGUGAAAUUGUACCACCAAGUUCAUAAACGGUUUAUAAACCCUUCUAAAAGCCAAAUUCGGGAUACUGGUACAUAGCAAUUAAACUUGUGUAAAAAAGAGGUUGGGUGCAGACAAGUUGCACUUGCAUACAGGUAGGGCGUGUUUUUCUUAUUCGCGUCGCCGCCGAUAACGAUAUUGUAUUUUUUGUAUAAAACUCAAAUGGUAAUGCAAGCAAACAAAAAUAAACGCAAAUUAAUCAAAGUUUAAAUUUUCUAAUCAGAAUUGUUUAUCGCUCCAAAAAGGAAUAAAGCAAAUAUUUGCGCCGAUAAAUGGGGAGUUGCGCAAAGUAGAGAAGAAAAAAUAAUUGCAACUUCCCUUUUAUAGGCAUUUUAUGUCUACUACAAAAGUGCGAAGCAACGUAGAAAAGGCGAAUUAAAAAAAGCGUAGAGUAGUGGAAAGUGAGUGUAUAAUCAAAAUGUGUAAGAAAUCCCUAUAUUAAAUGGCAAUUUGUAUACAUAAUAUAAAACAAAAAAUGUAUAUAAGAUAAAAGUUUAAAUAUACAAUCGUAUUAUAUAAAAGCCGGAAGUUAUAUACGUGCGGAGGAAAUUAUAAAAAAACGCCGCACUUCCGUCUGCGGUUUGUGCACUAUUCGCCGGAAUAGCCACGCAUUUCGGUUUCGGAAGCUAAUAUUGUUGGGUAUCGCGUACACGCCCACCAAAUUGGGCAAAAUCUAGAGCCAAAGUGUUUCCUCAACUGCAACUGAACUAAAGAGUUUGUACACUAAAGUUCGAACUCAAGCUUAAAGAGCAUACCUUUUUCUAUCGAUAUAGUUACUAAGCUGGCAAUAUGGGCGCACAGCAGGGAAAGGAGCGCGGUUCACAUUCCAGCGGCGGUGGCCAUGGCGGCACAGCCAGUUGUAUUGGUGUGCCAAGUAGUGGCAGCCCAGUCGGCUUGUCGUCAUCUCAUGGCAUUAGUGUUGGCAGUGUAAAUGCACUAGCUGCUGGUUCCACUUUGCGCGGCUCCCGCAUCAAGUCAUCAGCCACACCAGCAUCUGUGGGUGGGAGUUCACAUCGUUCGACUGCGGCUUCGGGUAGUAGCAUUGGACAUACAUCUAAGGACAAUCACAGUCGUUGCAAUGCCAUCGGAAUGAAUAUAUUCACAGAACAUAAUGGUCCAAUGCACAGAGUCCAACAACAGCAACUCCGUGAUGCGGCUAAAUAUCAAAUACAUUUAGAAGCACUGCGACAAUCCCGACCGCUACCACACAUUCCGGCCGGCACGACAAUGUUGCCGGACGCCGAUUUACAAUGCUCAGAUGGCGUCUCGCUGCACACACAAAGUCACAGUCAAGGUCACACAUCCGCCACAUCCGGUUUCGAGUCGGCAAAUCGCUGGACAUCCAAAGAGAAUCUGCUAGCACCCGGUCCCGAAGAGGACGAUCCACAACUAUUCGUGGCACUAUAUGACUUCCAAGCCGGUGGUGAGAAUCAGUUGAGCCUGAAGAAAGGCGAACAGGUGCGUAUAUUGUCGUACAAUAAAUCGGGCGAAUGGUGUGAAGCACACUCGGACUCCGGCAAUGUCGGUUGGGUGCCAUCGAAUUAUGUGACGCCGCUCAAUUCUUUGGAGAAGCACUCCUGGUAUCAUGGACCCAUAUCGCGCAAUGCCGCCGAAUACUUACUCAGCUCGGGCAUCAAUGGCAGUUUUUUGGUGCGUGAAAGUGAAAGUUCACCGGGGCAACGCAGCAUCAGUUUGAGAUACGAAGGUCGUGUGUAUCAUUACCGCAUCUCCGAGGAUCCGGAUGGUAAAGUUUUUGUCACAGCGGAAGCCAAAUUUAAUACACUCGCCGAACUUGUGCAUCAUCAUAGUGUACAACACGAAGGGCACGGGUUGAUUACGCCAUUACUAUACCCGGCGCCCAAACAAAAUAAACCGACCGUUUUCCCACUCAGUCCCGAACCGGACGAGUGGGAAAUCUGCCGUACGGACAUUGUGAUGAAGCAUAAGUUGGGCGGCGGCCAGUACGGUGAGGUGUACGAGGCCGUUUGGAAGCGUUACGGCAACACAGUGGCUGUGAAGACGCUCAAGGAAGACACAAUGGCAUUGAAGGACUUUCUCGAAGAGGCGGCAAUAAUGAAAGAGAUGAAACAUCCAAAUCUAGUGCAACUAAUUGGUGUUUGCACGCGUGAACCGCCCUUCUACAUCAUUACCGAGUUCAUGUCGCACGGCAAUCUUUUGGAUUUCCUGCGUUCACCUGCACGCGAAACACUUGACGCCGUGGCCCUACUCUACAUGGCCACACAGAUUGCCUCCGGUAUGAGUUACUUGGAGUCGCGCAAUUACAUUCACCGCGAUUUGGCCGCACGCAAUUGUCUGGUGGGCGAUAAUAAACUUGUAAAAGUGGCCGAUUUCGGCUUGGCGCGGCUGAUGCGCGACGACACAUACACAGCGCAUGCCGGCGCCAAAUUCCCUAUUAAGUGGACGGCCCCAGAGGGUUUGGCGUACAAUAAGUUCAGCACCAAAUCGGAUGUUUGGGCAUUCGGCGUUUUGCUGUGGGAGAUCGCCACAUAUGGCGCUUCACCCUAUCCCAAUAUUGAUCUCACCGAUGUAUUUCAUAAGCUUGAGAAGGGCUAUCGCAUGGAGAGGCCGCCGGGUUGCCCACCGGAAGUGUACGAUUUGAUGCGUCAGUGUUGGCAUUGGAAUGCGGUGGAUCGGCCGACAUUCAAGAGUAUACAUCAUGCAUUGGAGCAUAUGUUUCAGGAAUCAUCGAUUACUGAGGCGGUCGCAAAACAAUUGAAUGCCACAACGAUGCCACAGAGUCUAACGCCACAAAUGGGUAAAAAGGGCAUACCAGCGUGUGGUGGGGGCAGCGGCGGCGGUGGUGGUGGUGGCGGUAGCAGCAGUGGCGGCGGUUUAACACCUAGCGGCGCACUACUAGAGCAGCCCGUUGGCACGCCAAUGUCGGAAACCGGCUCCACUUCUACCAAAUUGAGCACAUUCUCGAGUCAAGGUAAAGGCAAUGUGCAAAUGCGUCGCACCACCAACAAGCAGGGCAAACAAGCGCCAGCGCCACCGAAGCGUACGAGCUUACUAUCGACCAGCCGUGAUUCGACUUAUCGUGAGGAUGAUUCACGUAAUCUCAUUGAUGAACACAAUACAAAUGGUCUCACACGCGAUAUGAAUAGUCUGACACAACGUUAUGAUUCCGAAAAUGACAAUACAACCGGUGAUCCCGACACAGAUGCGACUGGCGAUAGCUUGGAGUGUCAAAAUAUACCCACCAGCCAGAAUAAGGUACAGCAUACGCUGCAUAGCGGUGGCAUUGGACCACGAUCGGCUCAGCAACAUAGCUCAUUCAAGCGUCCAACACCCGUUAUGGGUAAUCGUGGUCUCGAAACACGUCAAAGUAAACGAUCUCAACACCAGCAGCAACAACAUCAUGCACCACGUGAUAAUAGCGCUGGCGGUUGUACGUCACAUCAUGUGACUGUCGGUGCAUUGGAGGUGAAUAAUGUGAAGUGCGUCGUCAAUCGUUAUGGCACUUUGCCGAAAGUGCAACGCAUAGGCGCAUAUUUGAAUAGUCUCGAAGAUCCACAUACGCCACCACAACACAGUAUUAGCACACAUCUGGCAACAGUUGCGCCGGUUAGCGGUACCACAAAUGGUCAUGGCGGGCAUGCGGCAGCAAUACGUCAGCAACUGCCACCGGCACAUGUGUUGCCGUUGCCGCCACCAAUGAAGUCGGUUGCCAAUGUGACACCCACUGGCAAUUGUGGCAACAUACCGACACCACCACAGCAAAUGAUACGCAGCAAUUCGUCGAGUGGUGUUACCAUGCAGAAUAGCGCUUCGGCGAGUUUGAAUAAAUUACAGCGUCAUCGUACCGCCGCAGAUGGCACCAUGAUGACAUUUUCCUCAUUUCGUGGUACAACCUCAAGUAAUUCACCAAAACGUGGUCAGCAGCCGGCUUUAGCCAAUUUGGAGUUUCCACCACCACCGUUGGAUUUGCCACCACCACCCGAGGAGUUCGAGACACCACCACCGCCACCACCACCAGCACCGGCACCCGAUGUGUUGGAAGAAUUACAAUCGGCAAGUAUAACUGCAACACAAUAUCCCUUACCGAAUAGCAGUAGUAAUGAUGUCUCGAACACGGCACCCAGUGUUGAGGAAGCCAGCACACGUUUCGGUGUGUCGUUGCGUAAGCGUGAGCCCUCGACAGACUCGUGCAGUUCAUUGGGUUCGCCGCCCGAGGUUGCAAACGCAAAUAAUACAAACGCUGGUGGCAAUGUGCAGGAACUCAAUAUGAAGGAGAAACUAAUGGCAGAAAUAAAAGACCGUUCCAAAGAGAACUCCGCUAAUAAUGCGAACAUGCAAAAUGGCAGCACCAUACCAACAGCGCCAGCAGGCAGUGGUGUGGAUCCGGUGUCUUUGCUAUUCACCGAAUUGGCCGAAAUGAAUUUGACAAAACAAAAAUCAACACCACCGCAACCGCCGAAAGCGCAAAGCGGCGGCAGUAACGGUGAUUCAGGCGGUUCUCAAGAAAAUGGCAAUACAAACUCGUUUAAGGCACAGCUAAAGAAAGUUGAACCAAAAAAAUUACCAACACCCACACAAAAGACCGAAAAUCAAACGACGAUCAUCGACUUUAAGGCGCAUUUGCGAAAAGUGGAGAAGGAGCCCAAAGAUAAAAAAGACGUGGGCACAGAUGAGGCGCCUAAAAGUAUACUACAAAAGGGACAAACUGUGAUCUCUACGGGUGGCACGCUGGGCCGCAAGGGUGACAAGAAAUUCACCACAACAAUGACAACGGCGCCAUCAAUGGGCACGUUAACAUCCACACAACAAAAGACUGAAAAUGCAAAACACGAUAUGACCAAUAGCAAUAACGGCAAUACCAUAAAUACCACCAACAAUACAAACACUAACUCAACUGCAAACACCAAUGGUAAUACUCAGCAUAAUGCGAAUGCCAAUGCAAAUUCAAAUAUAAAUUGCAACAACACGUCAAACACCAAUGAUUCGGCAGAUACACCGGCGGUCGCCAACGAAAGCGAUGCUGGCAAACGUCGUAGCACAGGUAGUAUAAAUAGUUUGAAGAAAUUGUGGGAGCAACCGGGCAGUGGCGCCGAUUAUGCAAGCACCCAGACACAGGCGAACUGCACCACAAAUAGUGGCAGCACUGGCACUAAUGCCAACAAUACCAACACCACCAGCACAACGAGCACCAAUCAACUUUCACCAAAAUUCAAUUUGAAGCCCAUCUCGAAUGCUGCAACCACGCCCACAACCAAUUCGAAUCGUUUUCCACCACUUAGCACGCAAAUCUCACCACGUACCAAUGCCAUGAAUGCCACCAAUUCCAUGGCAACAAAGCCGCCACCAGCUGCACCACCACCACCGCCCCCUACUACCAACAGCACCAAUAAUCAAACUCAGAAUCACAAUCAAAAUUCCAUUUUCAACAAUUCCCAUUGCACGAAAUCCCAACUAACAACCUCUCUUUCAACUCAACUAUUCACAGAUGGUAGCCAUCAGUAUGGUGAGCAAGGCUCGAACAACUCCUCCACCGCUAACACAACAACCGGAACAAACACAACGACUAACAACGAAAUCGCCGCAAUGAGCCAAUCACUCUUUGUGGAGCACAGCAGCGCCACAAAUAGCGGCGGUAAUCUAAUGCAACCAAACAACAAACUCACCACAUCGACUAUCACUACAAAUGCGGCUGCCACAGCUGCGAAUAACACAACAAACAACAUAGCCACCACAAAUAAACCCGCCGUACCGCUGAAACCCACCAAACUGACCAUCUACGCCACGCCCAUCUCACAGAAGAUCGCCGCCAGCGCCUUGGAUGGCAACAUAAACACACCACUCGGCAGCGCACUACAAAGUUCCACACAAAUCACACGCGAGAGCAUACUGGAGCUCGUCGCGCUGCUCGAGACUUCGCUGCAUCAGCAUCCCGUCAACUCGAUCUCGGCCUCACAGUGGCUACAGCUGAGCGACAAACUCAACAUACUGCAAAACAAUUGCGUGGUCUUCGCCGACAACGAAACAAUGCCGCCGCAUUCGAAAUUCCAUUUUCGCGAGUUGGUGACACGCGUCGAAACGCAAUCGCAGAGUCUGCGCACCGCCGGCAGCAAGAAUGUGCAGGACAACGAGCGGCUGGUCAGCGAGGUGGGUCAAUCAUUGAAGCAGCUAACAAAUGCCUUGCAUAGGUAAAUAUUAUUAAAGCGGGAAACACGGUCGGGGGUGCACAGCGCUUACAGUUGCAAUGUUGGCGCCGCGAACAUGGAGCAGUUGCCAACGCCAUGGCGUAGUUGGCUAGACGCCGAGGGAAAUUUCAUUAAACGCAAAUGAAAGUAUGUAGCAGCAGCCGCAAAGACUGCGGUCGCUUGUUGGACGUUGUCGUGUGUGAAGAAGAGGGAUGUUCUGAAAUUCAAGGCUUUAGUUUCCUGCUUGAGUGUAUGGUAGAAGCAUAUCAUGUGUGUGACGUAGUAACUGUGGGAUUUGAAUAUGCGUGUUGAAUUCAUAAAUUUGUUGCUAGAGCAGUAGACGUUUAUGAGUUCAUGCCACAAACAAAAAACGAAAAAAAAUGCAAAUUUUCAUUUAAUUAUUGAAACAAAUUAACCUAAAAAACACACACACAUACAUACAUACAUACAUAUAUAAACAAAAAAAAGUAUAUUUUUAUGCAGCAGUACUAGGCAUUCAUUAUUAACCAAAAAAACAAAAACAAUUAUGACUACUUAACUUCAAUAAUCGAAGUACAGGGUUCUAAAUCCUAACAUAAUUAUGCGUAAAAUUUAAUUUAUUUUGUAAUACAAAAUACCGUUUCAACUGCUUACAGCUUAUAUAUUGUUCAUGCGUAAACCCUGUAUAUAUUUAUAUAAAAACAAAAACAACAAAAACAAGAAAAUACAAAAUCUAGUCAUACAUGAAGAAUCCAAUUAAAAUUGCUGUUAGUUGUAGAGACUUACUCCAAAAUGAAAUCAAGACAUUUUAAACUACUUGUACUAGUUACUAGCGUUAUAACAGUUAUUCAAGCAAGCAAGCGCUGCAAUUAUGGCAAACUGAUAAAGACUUGCAUUAAGUACUCAUUUAUUAAGACUUAUUUGGUAGGUAUGCCACUAACAACAUGAUUAAUUAUAUUUUAAUUCCAUAUACAUAUAUAUAAAUAUUUAAUAAAAAACAAAAACAACAACUGUUUCCAUAUUUUAGCAAUUACAAUACAUAAUUUAGUUAUUCAUAAGUAGCACUGUAUAAAGAAUUUAAUGAAAGCGAUUUGGAAUUAUGUAAAAAAAAUAUAAAUGCAGACGUAUGUGUCAUUUUUUAGCGCUACAACGGUGUUUUUAAACUGCUACAACAAGAAUAUAGCUGGUAGAGAAAGCAAAAUACGAUAGAAAAUAAUCAAAAAAUGCGUUUAUUGUACUAAAACGGCUACAUGUAUUCAAGUAUUUGUGGAACUCUUGUAUGCUUACAUAACAAUUUUGAACACAUUCAAGUGCCAAAAAAAAAUUUAAAAGCAAGCAAAAGAAAUAAUAAAGGCAUAGCUUUGUUGCUGUGGAAGUUUUGAUUGUUCCAACAACUUUAUAAAUAUUUAAAAAUGUAAAUUUUUGAGAAUAAGCAAAACAUGUUUAAAUACUAAAAUAUUAUAAAUUCUGCUGCAACAAAUUUUUCAACUUUUCCAGCUGCUUUUAAUUAAGGCUUGUCACAUUUUCAAUUAACCAUACAUCAAUAUUAAGUCAAAUUUUCGUCUAUCAUCCAAACACUUCCCACAUUUUCAUUAGUUAAAAUAUAAAAUUUCGUUGGUCUGUGAUACAUUUAAACAAAUUUGGCACAAUAUCCCAUAAAAAUUUAAUCAUUGUUGGAAUUAACCAAUUUAAGUCUUUUAAAAUUUUUUAAGGGAAGUGUUGUAGAAUUCUUACCAAACUUUUCUCUAAUAAAAUAUUUUUUAUUUUUAGUUUUUAUGACAUUUACUAAAUUAUUAGCACAAUCUUCAGUUGAAAAAAAUAAAUUAUUUUUGAGCACUUUGGUAUACUUACAAAUUUUAAUUGUCUAGGUCUUGUUCUCAACUCUUUUAGCAGAAGUUCAUAAGAUUCAUAAUAACUUUUUAAUUAUACACAAAUUUUAAACACUUCUUUUAUCCGCAAUAUUCUAACUAAAAAUAUGUAAAAUAUAAAUAAAAUCAUUAAAAAUAAAAAUGAUUUCGGUCAAAAGCUGUUUUAAGUUUUCAAUAUAACUAUAGUAAUUAUUUUUUUUGUCAAUAGAAAUAUUUUUCAACCUUUAGUUAAUACCAACAAUUGUUAAUAUAUCAUUUUUUAUAUUUAAGCGCUUUGGAUGUAAUUGCAAAUGAUAGUGAUGACAGUCGAAAUUAAUUAAAUUUCUCGACUUUUGUAUAUUAAAUUUUUUUUAACAAAUUUAGCUCUUCAAGAUAAAAGCAUUCGAAUAACUUUCUUUUUUUAUUUGCACUAAUUCUUUUGAUACCAGUUUUUGCAUUAUCCGCUAGCAAACAUGCCCAAAUUUCUAAUUAGCUUUGGCUAUGGUUUUAUUAAAAACCGAAAUGGCAUUUUAAUUAACCUGAGCAUGCAUAUUUCUUUAUUAUUAUUAACUAAAAUGAAAAUUUUAUGAUAAUAAUAUCAAUAUAUGAAAAAACCUCCCAAGGAAGGUAAAGAAAUAUAAUAGAAAAUGCUUGUUAUAAAUAUAUUCAGACUCGGUUAUGGAGAUCAUACCUUGAUUGAUAUUUAAGUAACCAUUAAAGCACCAAUCUACCUUUAGCGGUAUUCCUAUACUUUUAACAUAUUUUAUUUACCAUAUUUUAUAUACCUAAAAGACAAUUGGAUAACAUUUUUUGUUCGAAAGAUUUCUUUAAAAAAAUGUAAUUCAUUCGCGAGAAUCACACUUAUUGUUUAUUACAAUAUUCAUAAGUAAUUAAUUUCUGCUAAAAUUUAGAUUUAUUUAAUUUCACACACACUGCUCUCACAAUAUGCCAAUUUUUAGAAAUACAUUUUGCUAAUUUUAGGCAUUUUCUGUAAGUAAAUUGGAAUAAAUGAGAAAAUGACAUACCCAAAGAUAUUUAUAAAUAGUUCUAUGUAACCACAUUUGUGCGCAUGUGUGCGUACUAUAUUUAAAACGUUAAGCUUGAGACAAAUACAUAGUCAGAAGUUGUAAGUAGUCAAGUACGCUUAGUUGAAGUUUAAUCAUUUAGAGAAGCAUACCAUGAUAAGUAGUAUGAGCGCAUGAAGUUAUUUCAAAUAUAGAAACUUAUGCGAAGAGAAAACACUGAAAUAAUCAAAGCUAAAAUGCAUUCAGUUGAUAUGUAUGAGUUUGCUGCGCUCCAUUUUCGAUUUUAUAUGCAUAUAUUUUUCUACAUUUAUAAAGAAAAUAAACGAAAUGGAGAAAUUGAAAUGAUAAAUGAAUGAUAAAGCGAAAACUUAUUUAUUUUUGUUUUUUAAAUUUCAAGCCAAAUUUGUUAAAAUUUCAAAUGAUUUCAAACAAUUGAACAUGCAAAUUAUAAGCAAAUGAAAUUGAAAUGAUUGCGUAAAGUCUGCUGAAACAACUACUAAUGCAAAAAACCAAAAAAGUAUUUUAAAAAACAUUAAAAAUUAAUAAACGAACUAACACUUACAAAUAUAUAACUAAAUAUAAUCUUUGGAAAUAUAUUAUUAAAAAAUCAAAAACAAAAAGAAAAUAUGUUAUGAAAUAUAUAGUAAACAAAAUGUAUUGCAUGAUAAUUAACUGUUUGCUUGCUCUUGCUCUGCGGUUCAGAAAUAUGUACGAAUUCUUAGAAAUCAACAUGUUCAUGUGUAUAUGUACUAACCAGAUACGCAAUGCUCAAAUCAAAUUUAAUAUAUAUAUAUAUACAUAUAUGUAUACACAUACAUAAUUGCAAAAAUAAUAAAAACAAAAAAUGACGAAUACGUUUUCCAAAAAAUCAUUUUAUAAUCAUAAUGUGUAAUACCAAAUACAUUUAUAUGUGGUAAAUUAGUAAUGGAAACAUUUAUUUUAAUUAUAAAUAUACUAGUGGUAUUUAGCUAUAUAUACAUAUUAAACUUAAACUCAUAUGAGAAAAACAAAAAACAAAACAAAAACACAUCUCAUUGAUAUCUAAUAAUUAUACGCAAAAAUAUUAUAAAACUAUGAUAGAAUGGAAAAAUAAUUUAUGCGCAUAUAUAAGCAACUAUAAUUACAUUCAUAUGCAUAUAAACAUACAUACAUAAAUACAUUUACACAAAAACUUAUCUAUACAUAUACAUAUUGAAAAAAAAAACAAAUGUUUCGCAAUAUUUCUCUACAUUAUUGGAAAUAAUAAUAUAAUUAACUAAAAUAAAGUAUAAACCAUAUUUUAUCGUAUUAUGUAUAUGUUAUAAUGAUCAUGACAAUGAAUAUAAUUUAAAAAGUUCAGUAAAAUAAAACAAAAAAGAAAUAAUUUUGUCAUACAUACCAAAAUAAAUGCACAAGGUGUUUUAUUGAUUUAAAAAGGUGUAAUAUAUAGCAAAGAUCCGUUCUGGUUGAGUAAAGGGUGAAGCAAGACGAUGAAGGGAUCUACAUGAUAAGAUGUAAUCAAGACUUAUAAGAGCCUGCAUGUUCCUUAAGGCUGACACCCUACCAUUUUAGAGCAUUAUGAAUUCAUCAAGUGAAGAGUUUCAUAUUCUUAAAAAAAAACACAAAACAUCGAUUUACAAAUUACAUUGCCAAACAUUUUUAAGCCCCGCUGGUUCUUUAACUGCUUUAUUGUUGAAUUUCCGCCCAAUUAUGUUCACUUCACAUUUUACUUUUAUUUCCGUUUCGUCAUGACUCAUACAACAAAAUGGCAGCACGCUGUCAAGAACGUUUUGACAUUUCUAAAUGUACGCCGGGCUGGCAGCAUUCGACAUACCUAAAAAGGACGGCCAAAGAGAAAAGUCAAAAGAAAAGUAAAAACGAAAACUUUCCUUUUAUUCAACUACACCCAAGAACGACAAAAGUUGAAAAUUAACAGAAUAAAAAACUGUUUAAACCGAUAAACAUUACGAACGGAGAGUAAAACCAUUAAAGUUGCAUUGCUAAAAAACAAAUCUAAUAACACAAACAACUUGCCAAGAAUUAUAUACGAUUAUUCCGGCAGUGGUGCAGCGAAUAGCAAUUAGUCGCGGAACGCAACGAGCCGACUACAACAACAA